GACCGGCCGCCUCAGUCCGGGACAACUGAGUGGGCAAAACUGGCUACGGUUCCCUGUGUUCCGUCCGUGUGCUUCUCGGUUCGGUUCGGAGAUUUCAGUUCACUUUGAACGCGAGUCCGGUGUAGACGUGUCCAAAUCCAUCCGACCCUGGGAAGCGCACCUGGACCCACAACUUGUUGGUGCGCGGCGGGGCUCUCUAGUGUUUCAAACCAGUGCAGUGAGUGAUUGAAUUUAAGAGGUGGAAAAAGUGGCGGAAGUGGAAGGGGGCAUUUGGGACUUUUCUUACCCCACCCCCACUCCGGGAGUAUAUCUGGGAAAGGGGAUGUUUUUUUUACUUCUUACCUUUGUGUGCUGGUGAAGGAUUUUGAAGAGUGUGACACCUGCCCGCCAUCAUCUGGUUCCCAUCGCCAUUGCUUGUUUCCCCUUGAAGUCUCCUUUUAUCAGAGGGUUGUUGGAUGUUGUUGAAUCUUGAGCUGUGGGAACAAGAAGCCAUCAAGGAUUGAGGAGCUGGCUGCUGGGUGCCAUAGAGAAGAGGUUCUGAUGAUGAGGACCCCGACGGGCACAUGAGUGUAACGAUUUUCUCGGAUGCUCGGAAGCUGGGUUGUGUGUACAAUUUUCCUCAAAUUUGUCCAGAGAUUAAAGGUAUUUUCGCAUCAGUUCAUCGGAGGAAGAUUGAAAAGGCGGUGCUGGGCUGGGGAAUCGAGGGUGAAAAAUAAAAGGUCCUGUCUCGAAGAUGGUGUUAACACAAACGGGUCAGUGAUUAAGGGAGGUGCGAUAAGAUGUUCUCACAACUUCAAACCGAGUGAAGUUGGGAUGCUUUUUGCAGUAAUUAAAGUGAUAAAUUGAAAAUUAUUCUUCUCUCCCUCGUUUCUUAUAAAGAAGUGAUAAGAAAAACAAAAUUACGGUACAAAUUGGGAUCCCAAAACGACAAGCUACACAGCCAGAAGAAGAAGUUUUGAAAAAGACCAGAUCCCACUUAAGGGAAAAUGGAGGCUUCUUGGUCUAGUGAAAAAAUAAUUUGGGGGCAGUUAGUGGUGACAUCGAUCGUUUGGUGAAAUUUCCUGAAAGCAGACCAUUUGCGUGGAGUGUCUCAACCUUAAAGUGUGUUACAGCUGGCUUAAAGUUGCCAGUUUUUUGUGAUUUCAAAUGAAGUCAUCGGUGUUAUGAAUGGUUUAAAAUUCAGCAAAACUACCGCGACGUUGCAAAUGUGUUCCACGGAAGAGUAAAGUGAGUGAAGUAAAAAAAAAACCAAACAACGACGCUUGCCCGCCACCAAGAUCAUUGGCUGCAAAAAUGGUGAUGAUGAGUAGGUGGAACUUGUUUGCCAGCCGCCUCUUCAGCAAAAUCUGAACCUGCGAGCCGAGACAGAAAUCGCGAUCGAGCGGUUUUUUUUCCCCGAUACCGAUAAAUUGUACGUCUGUUUGUCGCAGCCCGUUGACUAAUACGACUAGUGUUGAGGCGUUUUGGCUGCGCUCGCCCUCCUAGGUCGUCUGUGAAUGCAGUGUAGUGCGAUCGAAGUUUCGACCGAGGCAAAUGUUAGGUGUUUGCGGUGGUUUUACGCGUGCCACUAGCAAGACUUCGGAUGAAACCAAUUAACACGACUGAGUACCUGGAACGUCGAGGUGCUUAAGGACCUUCAGUUUCAAUUAUUGAACUUUUAAAAGCGGCAACAGCUUGGUGAAUUUUCCAAAAAAAAUAUCGGAUGGUGAAAAAAAAGUUAAAACAAAUGUAAAUAUUAAAAGUUCAUUUGCAUCCUUACCUAAAACCGGUGCGGUACUCUUCAGGUGUUUCUCGACCUCCCUCGACUCGGAAAAGUGGGAAACUGUGCCCAGGUAAAAGUUGUUAAUUAAAACAUAGCUCCAGCAGCCACCCCAAAGGCACAUGUGUGUGUGUUAAUUAUGUGUGUGUGAGUGAAAGGAAACAGCAGCAGCGGCAGAGCACUUGGAGCAUUUCACCGGAAGCUGUGGAUGAUGAUGGAUGGGUAUCCCGGAACCGAAAGUCGUCGUCCUCGUCGCCUGGCAUCGGGAAAGGUUACGCUUCAAAGGAAGCAUAAAUUGAACAUAUUUUCCAGCGAGUCCCGGAUGGCUUCCGGUGCAGAGAUUCAGGCGUCGUUGCUGAAUGGACUUCGUUUGUGAAUGGGCAAACAGAAUCGGACAAAAAAAAAACAAGUGGAACAUCCAACACAAAAUCAUUAUAAAUUCAACGAAAAGCGUAUUCCUCAUUUCGAAAAUGAAACCACAACCAUCGACAUCGAGGGAGUUUUUUUUUUUUUUUGUUUCGAUUAUAGUCGUUUUACCAUCAUUAUGGCAUUCGCGACUUUAUCAACGUUGCAGUUGGCGGAUCGUUAUUGAAAAACUAUCCGGUACAACUGCGUUCGAUGUUUACUCUUGGGCUUGAACUCGCGGACAUCGGCUCAGGAGGCAACAGACUUGCCAACUGAGCUAUAUCACAAGCCCACAUCGAGGGAGUGGUUUUACCCAAUGAGUAGCAGUGGUUUAAUUUAGUGUGUAACAGUCGCCCCAAGAAUAAUCAAAAGCUGAUAAAAAACAAUCAAUUGCUCUAAUUAAAUUGAAAAAUAAAUAUUUAAUCUAGAUUGAUUGUGUUGAAAAGCUUCCGAAUGUGGUGAACGCGUGUGCGACAAUCAACAGAUAGCUCUUAAUGAUAUUGUCGAAUACAUAAAUGUGUGUAAAUAUAAGCAACAGAUGUUUGCUGUCCGUACGUGCGAAUGAUUGUGGUGAUUAACGAAGUUGAAUGCAAAAAAUAGCGUGUGAGCUGUGAAUCAAAGUGCGGAAAAUUCCAUUAAAGUAAAAUAAUAAUUAACGUAAAAGUAAAAUAGCAUCGAGAUCGUUUGACCCCCCUCCGGGAAUUUGCUUUAUUCAGCUGAGUGGAUCAAGUUUCAACUUUUCGAUUUUGGACCAGCAGGAAUAAACACAACACACAUUCAAAAUGGCGAUGGAAUGGAUAACGGCCAUUGAUAAGCGGCCAUGUGAUCGGAACCUCCGGGACUGCGAAUUGAUUUCCUGCCGGUUGAGGAGGGUAGAGCCUCUGUGUCGGCUGCCAGGAUCCGCCCUGCAGCAGCUGGCCAUGUGUGGCUUCUACGAGGAUCUGGAGAAAGGUGUCACGUUGUUUCGCGCCGGCGAGCAGGGUCGCUACUGGUACGCGGUUCUCGGCGGCCAGCUGGAGGUUCGCUACCACGGUGCGGAGAGCAAAGACAGCAAGCUCUCGGUGACGCUAUGUAACUUGGGCGUCGGAGCAACCUUCGGAGAGUCCAUCCUGCACGACCUGCCCCGGGACAGUACGGUGGUCACCAAAACGACCUGCGAGCUGCUGCGAGUGGAACAAGAAGACUUUAGACUGAUCUACGAGAAAAACAAGGAAUUAAUGAACGACAUAAUCUCCAACUGUAAAUUAAAAAAUGGUUUCGGACAGAGCAUGCAAACCACGAGUAUGGUCCAUUCCGGAAUCCAUCAACAGGCUUCACCGACCAAAAAGCAAUUAAGUCCCGAUCAUCCGAACCCGGCCACGCCAAUCACCGAGGCUCCGAGUCCGGCAAUGGCGCGAAUGGGAUGGGCCCUUCGGACACUUCUCGUGUCGGACAAUACCAGCUGCCUGAAGGACCGAAAGGUGGGCGGAAAAUUCAUCCGCAAGUGUGGCCCCGGCACCGAACUGGUAGACUGGCUGAUGAACUUGUCCCCGAUUGUGCACACCCGCCCUCAGGCCGCCGGCAUGUGGCAAGCCCUGGUCGAGGAGGGCGUCCUCAGUCACGUGGCCAAGGAGCAGCCCUUCAAGGACAAGUGCUUCCUGUAUCGGUUCAAGGUGGACGAAGACGGCACGGCAGGAUCUAUUUCCUCGGACGACGUCAGCCACGCGAAUGAUCACAUCCGAGAGGCGUUGCCAUCGUUGCUGCACCGAGGUCCGGACGCAACCCUCAGGAUGAUUCUCCGGAAACCAUCCCACGAGCGAACCCACGAAGAGCUGGAACUGGUCUACGAAGAGUUGCUGCACAUUGCCGCCCUUUCGCAUCUGUCGACGUCCAUCAAGCGGGAGCUGGCGUCGAUCAUUGUUUUCGAGGCGCACGCCCAUGCCGGAACUGUCUUGUUCAACCAGGGCGACGAGGGCCGAUCGUGGUACAUCUUGCUCAAGGGUUCGGUCGACGUCGUCAUCCACGGCAAGGGCACCGUCGCGACGCUCAAGGAGGGUGAUGAUUUUGGCAAAUUGGCACUCAUCAACGAUGCGCCCAGGGCUGCCACAAUUGUGCUCAAGGAGAACAACAGCCACCUGCUGCGGGUGGACAAGGAGCACUUUAACCGGAUCCUGCGGGACGUUGAGGCCAACACGCUACGGUUACAGGAACACGGCAAGGACGUACUAAUCCUGGAACGGGUCGCCAAACAACGAGGACACUCGGCUUUCAAAUACACUGUGAUGUCCGGCACGCCACAGAAGAUGCUGGAACACCUGCUGGAGACUAGACUGAGCGGUCAGAUGGGACCAAACGAUCCGUUUUUGGACGAUUUUCUCCUGACCCACAUCGUGUUUAUGCCAACGCCAAUCCUGAUCGACGAGCUGGCCAGCCACUAUCAUGCCGAUGAGGAGAUCGACCUGAGGACGGCCAGCGAGGAAGAUCGGGAGUACUUCAUGACCUGCAAGCGGCGUGUGGUGCACUUCAUCGCCCGGUGGGUCAACGUGGUGCGGCACGCCGUCUUCGACGAUCCGCUGGCCGUCGAGUUCAUUGAGGACACUGCAACGUACGUCGAAGCGGAACCUCUGCUACAGGAAGAAGCCAGCAUCAUACACAACGUGCUGACGCAAUUAUCUCGCUAUCAGGACGAUCGGCAGAUGACUGCUAGCCAGAAGUGGAAAUUGCCACCAAACGGACAACCGAUUUGCCUAUUCAGUGGAAACACUCACUCUACAAAGACUGUUAUACGACCGGAUGAUGAUAUAAUCUUCCGGGUGUACUGUGCGGACCACACGUACUGCACCCUGCGCUUCCCGAUGGCGACCAAUGCGGACAUCAUCAAGGCCUGUGCCGCGGACAAACUGCAGCUUUGUCGGAACCCCGAGGAUUUGCUCCUGGUGGAAGUGAAAUCGAACGGCGAACGGAUGGUAUUCAAGGACAAUGACGUCAGCAUACCGACUGCGCUGAGCCUAAACGGACGAAUAUUCGUUUCGUCCAAGGACCACCUGGAUGCACUGACAACCCUACCGGAACAGGAACUUCCGACCGAGGCGCUCGAUAUGGACUUUGAGGCGCUGCCGACCAAGGAUGUGGCCUAUCACAUAACGCUGUUCGAUUGGGACCUAUUUUGGGCGGUUCACGAGUACGAGCUGCUGUACCACACCUUCGGAAGGCAUCACUUCAAUAAGAUUACAUCGAACCUGGACGUUUUCAUCAGGCGCUUCAACGAGAUCCAGUACUGGGUGGUGACGGAAAUCGUGUCCACCGCCAAUCUGACGAAGCGAAUGUCCCUAGUCAAGAAGUUUAUCAAACUGGCUGCAUUCUGCAAAGAGUUCCAAAACCUGAACGCAUUCUUCGCCGUGGUGAUGGGUCUCUCGAAUAUGGCCGUCAGUCGGCUAACGUACACCUGGGACAAACUACCGUCCAAGUUCCGGAAGCUGUUUGCCGAGUACGAAGCCCUGAUUGAUCCCAGCCGGAACCAUCGGGCUUAUAGAAUGUCCGUUGGAAAGUUGCAACCGCCGGUGAUUCCGUUUAUGCCGCUGCUGCUGAAGGAUAUGACGUUUGCCCACGAGGGUAACAAAACUAGCCUGGAGGGACUGGUGAACUUCGAGAAGAUGCACAUGAUGGCCCAGACGAUGCGAACGGUGCGGUACUGUAGAUCCAGACACCUCGUAUUGGAUCCUCCCUCACCGAAGAACGAAAACGAAAUCCGGCAGUACAUCAGCUGUUUCCGAACCAUCGACAACCAAAGAGUGCUGAACGCCAUGUCCCACAAGGUGGAACCGCGACGAUCGUAAAAAGACACAAAACCCCAGAAGCAGAAGCAAAACACCGAGUGACUGAAAGAACAGGGUAAAGUGCACCCACCCACGCCACGACCCAGACAAGGUUUUGUCCUGCCAAACUGAUUACACACACACCCCUAAUGUAACAACUGUUGUUGCUCACCUGUUGCUCCAGCCCAACCCAUGGAGGAGUGCUCCUGCCUGAUGUCAUUAUUACUUCCCCACCACCUCCUAUGCGAAACUCUCCUCUCGAACAAACAACCAAGUCAUUUAACCUUUUCUGAACCUUUCUAGUAUUCAAGGUGGUGGGGUUCACAAAGGGGUCAAAUAGUGAGUGUGACCCUCUUCCCCUAACCCUAACCUAUGAUGAGCUGUUGCACACGAUUCGAGCAUUAUCAUCUAGCUAGAAAGUGAUUUAUAUUAAAGUACUUUUACCGGAUACGUUCUAUAUGGCACCUUAAUCGAUGGAUGGAUUGAGGUGCCGUACACAUGUAUAGGAUUAUUUAUACAAAGGUAUAGAGUUGAGAUUCAAGAUAUUUUAUCACCAAUCUGGUGAAAGAGAGAAACAAGUAGAUUUUGUAUUAUAGUAUUAUGUUAAGUUAACUUUUAUAAACCAUAUCAACAUCUCAAAUCAAAGUUGUACUUAGGCAGUUGAUUCAAACACUAUUCGUUAUCCUAUAAUCAAAUAACAGUUACUAACUGUUUUUGUUAACUUUUUUCAAAUGAUUUAAUUUAUGUUACAACACUUUUGUUCCAAUUAUUUAAUACCGUAUACGUUUUACAUAAUAAACUGAACAAUUUCCACUACUUUCAUUGUUUUUCUUUUUUUCCUGUAUGUGUGUGUAUGUACGUGUCAAAAAGCUGGACUAAGCUGAAAUAAAGAAACCCCCCAAAAAGGAUACAUCUCUAGCGAGCUCAAGUUCUGAUCAUUCUGGUUCCUAUGAUAAACGAUCUACUACAAACAAGAAAUGACAUUAAACGUUUUUUUUAUCAUCACGACUCAUCAAAAAUUAAUUGGGCCGUUAACAAAUAAUCUAUUCAAUCGAUCUAUAACAGUAACAUGUGGAACAACAGCAAACUAUACCUACAAAAAAAAUGUUACAAAUGAAACCUAAUUUCUGUCUUUGUAAUUUUGUAUGUUUUUAUUUGUUUAUGAUUGAACACGUAAAGUGAAACGUGCGAGCCGUAUAUCUAAGUGUAUUAGAAUUUUUAGUUCAAGUCCUUUUUAGACCUAUUUUUUCAAAGUUCCGAUCGGCGUCUCAAAUUUAAUUGCUUAAAAAACAUACACAUAUUCGUCAAUGUAAAACUUCACCCAAUCAGUCCAAACCGUGGAACUGGAAAGAUACUCGGUGCCGACUUCCAUCAACUUGAUCUUUCUGACGAUGACUUUGACAGCUCAUUACCUAGGAGGUCUUCGAGUAAGCUCGCUCCGCACAUCUGGAUGUAUUUGGACGAGCAAUAGAAUAUUGUCAGCCAGAUCAAGAUCGUUUACCUCUUCUAUUUUCGACAAUUCGGCUCGAUAAAAAUACGGUGAUAAAUAACAUCCGUUCAGCAGUUAUCGGGAUUGGAUCAGACAAGACACUAUCAUGCAAAACCUUGUAUCGUGCAGACGAUCGAAUAUAUGUAGUCUAGAAUUUUGUUGAUUCGUCCCAGUUCCGGCUACCUUUAACUCAAAACUUCUAGCUAUUACAAUAAUUUACUUCCAAUAGACAUUUUAAAAACCUAGACUAGCUUAACAUUAUUUACUCACGGACCCGUUUCCUACUAUAGUUUACAAACUUUACAUCCCAAACGCACUACAGUCAUAUCACAGCUAUCGGACGGCACAGGUUUAUCACGGGAAUAUCUGGCAACCCUGUCUCCACGGGCACGCACUGCUCCAUGGGCACGAAUCACUGCCCGAAGCACCUCCGUAGACUGGGCCGUCUCUCUGCGCAAUUUAUCGUUCCGACCGUCUGUUGAAUGGACUUCUCGGAGGCCACUGGCCUUCGAACUGGGCUCUACAAAGUUGUAUACAUGACGGAACUGGUUGGCAUAGGGAUCUAUCAAAUGGUUUACUCACCCUUUUGUUGUGUUUGCUGUUGCUGAGUGUUUCUUUCCGCCUUCUAUUUCUCGCUCUUGACGCUGCGGUUAUCCACUGCGAAAGCAACUUGCUUGAAAUGGCCAUUCAGGAAAAUAUUUCUGAUUUCUGAAGUAAACCGGACCCACUUAGAUUUAGUCGUCGCGAUUGAACCGUUCACCUUGGCUAUCUGUUUUGUAAAAAAAACAAUGUUUUUUGCUGUUCCUCAAAAGAAUUUCAGCCUGACGAAUGGUGGGAUGCUUUUGCCGACGAAACAAUUGCUAAAUGCAAUCGCGAACACAACCGCUGAAAACGUUUUAGACGAUGAUGUUUUCUUUUCGUUUCUCUUUGUUUACGUUGUCGCCGUGCGUUUGCUUUUGACGUUUACACUCUAUACUCUAAACACUUAUUCUUUGGUACACUGUUACUCUAAUGGUAGGACACGCUCAGAACAAAAUAGCUACACAGACUUAAUUAUAAUGUUACAUGGUGACAGCAGACAAUGACAAUCCGGCGGCGAAUGAUCAGCGGAAGUCGUGCCUACUAUGGACUCCACAAGCAAUUGCGGUCGAGAAGACUCAGCCCUCGCACGAAGUGUAGCCUGUAGGUACAUGAUGCUCAUUAGACCGGUUGGUCUCUACGGAAACAAGACAUGGAUAUUGCUCGAGGAUGUAGAAGGCGUUGAAUUAAUUUAAGAUCUAAGUAAUCCGUGUCGUAGAAUCAGAAAAUAAAAUUCAUUCCACUGUCACACGUUAACCAAACCACACGUGUAUUUCAAUUGGUUAUGGGCCCAGUUACCCAAACCGGAAGUCAGUAAAUUUUCUUUGGUCACAUCAAG
Molecule: messenger RNA, 8864 nt
Organism: Uranotaenia lowii
Lineage: Eukaryota; Metazoa; Arthropoda; Insecta; Diptera; Culicidae
Gene: Epac
Product: rap guanine nucleotide exchange factor 4
Exons: 22
Coding region: 2947-5979 (1010 amino acids)
Biological process (GO): positive regulation of GTPase activity; Ras protein signal transduction
Cellular component (GO): plasma membrane
Molecular function (GO): guanyl-nucleotide exchange factor activity
Source: RefSeq, a predicted model, not a curated record